Bursaphelenchus okinawaensis is the source of this 2190-nucleotide messenger RNA. NCBI's taxonomy places the organism in Eukaryota, Metazoa, Nematoda, Chromadorea, Rhabditida, Aphelenchoididae. The record is from the annotation of a GenBank genome assembly.
AUGUCAGCUCAAAAUCGGUCGUUUUCCGUGAUGUUCUCCGUCGUUCUGCUUCUUCUAUCUCUUCCGACCGCGAACGCUGAUGGAGGAAGAGAGCAAUUGUCUGCCGAAGAAGUGAAAAAUCAAAAGUGUCCGACUUGCCUAAAAAUGGAGGAUGGGAUGAUUGAAGAGUUUUUUGUGGUCAGGAAAAAAAAUCAGGACCAGGAAAUAAUAACCAGAAGUACGUUUGGUUUUUUUAAAUUUUAUUUUUUUAAAUUUUUUAUUUUUAUGAUAUUUUUUAAUAUUUUAUAAUAUGUUUUUUUACAAUUUUAUUUUUUUUUACAUUUUAUAAUGUUUUUUACAUUUUUUUUAUGUUUUUUUAAUUUUAUAACUUUUAAAAAUUUUUUUUUUACUUUUAUAAUUUUUUUAACCAUUUUACAAACUUUAUAACUUUUUUAUAAUUUUUUUAAAUUUAUAUUAUGAUGCUAUGAACUUUUACCAGACAGGCAAUUUUGGCCUGCCAACUGACAAAUCUAAUUAUCAAAUUUCCAGCUUACAUUAAUGGCAGAAAGACUAUCGAUUAUCUCCUGUACAACAGUCCGUACUACUACGCUCUCCAGUAUAUUCCAGUGUACAACAGGGACAACUUCACAGCAUACCUCGUGGAAGUCACUUAUGAUCAUCACCAAUUCCGGCGGAUUCAAACGUAAUUUUUUUAAUCAAAUUUAAAAAAUUUUACUUUAAAAGCUACAAGUCUUACUACACUUUAUUAGCUAUAGUAUUGUAGAUGUAUAUAACUAUCUGCAAACACAGGCUGCACAAUAACAUCAAUUUUUAGCCCAACGUCUUCUGGCAGAGAAUUCGAAUACGGUGUUCCGGGUUCGAACAUGAUUGAAAGAAACGCGCAAUACUGCUAUUAUGGCAACGAGUACCACUACAUUGAUCACAGUGUCGCUUUCGCGUAUCACACUCUUUACAUCAUCAACGAAACCACAGCCUUCGAGUUGGACAAAGUGUGCGACGAUCGCUUUGGCCCCAAAGACGUCAAAGUAUUGAUGGACGAAAUGCCAAUUGAAAUUAGUGGCGAACACAACAAGGGAUUCCUUCCCAAGUGUUUUGUAAGUGAUGUUAGGGUAGUGUAAAGUUUUUUUAAAUUAGUUUAAAGGUGCUGUAAAUUAGUUUAGAACCCUGUGCCAAGAUUUGGAGUAUUGUAGGUGUAUUUGGAGUAAUUAUUAGGUGCCGACAUAAAAAACCCGCCAUACUUUGCCUGUAAUUUCCUGUAAAAAAUGGCGGGUUCUUUAUGUCGGCACCUAAUAAGACGACUUUCAGGUAAUGUAAAUGAGUUUAGAGUACUAUUAAUCUCUUUAGAGUAUUGUAGAUGACUUCAGGGCACUGUAGGUAAAUUUACAGAACUGUAAACCAGUUUACAGCACUAGCUUAGCAAUCAGCUGCCUCGUCGAUGGUUGUCAUAAUAUUUUGGACCUUUUUAAACCGAUAUGUCAUUUUAGGAAAGCAAAAAGAAAACUUGUGUCUUCGACGUGGAUAACCCCUCCUACUUGAACAUUUUCGAAGGCAGUAGAGAUCGUACUGCCUACAUGCGCAGCGGCCUAGUAGUGUACAUGCAUUGCAUCACUUACAGAUGCUCAUACUUCAUUCACGACACUAAAACUGGGUAUGUCAAUUGUUAAACGUUUUUCAACAUUAUACUAUGAUUUUUUUAAUUUAUAAUUAAAUUUAAUAAAAAACUUAAUAUUUUAAUAUAAAAAUGAUAAAAUUGCUUAAAAAUUGCCAUUCCGGUUAGUCUAACCACUUAUUUAAAAACUUCACAUUUUCAGACUCGACUGGUGGAUCCCGGAUGACAUACAAGUACAUACGUCUCCACUCGAUGGCCACAUCCGUUCGAUUGUGCCACUUUUAAAACCAACUGAUAAAUUCUACACGAGUGAACUUCGCUACAAGUAUGCUCCGACCACCACAACCACUACAACUACGUCAACAACCACUACUACAACCACUCACAAGCCUAUCACUCGACCACCUGUUGAACCAGGAGGUGGAGAUGACAAACCUGUCCCAGAAGAACAUGAUGCUGCAGAAGUGGAAGAAGAGGACGGUGGAGAGCAUUCGGAAGGCAGUGCGGAAGAAAAUUCUUCAGGCCGAUAUGUUGUGCUCACGUGGGUUGUCGGAUGGAUGUUGUGCAUGCUGUUGUGUUGA